UGGCACUGUGCCUGGGGCUGGGGCCUCCCUGGAGAGAAGCAGCCGAGUCCUGUGGCCUUUCUGCAGGAGGGGCUGGGCUACCAGCCUGGGGAAACGCUGGCUCUGCUCUGGAGUCCCUCUCCCAUGGGGCAGAAGGGAAAGGGAACCCCUCCCAGUGGGAAGGGCAGACUGGUGUCCAGGGCGUGCUGAGCACCAGGCAGAGCUUCAGCCGCCCAAGCGGAGCCUCUCCCUUCCCUCCCCAGGAUAAUCGGGCUGUCCUGGGUGCGGUGGCUGCCAUGGUUGGUGUCCUUGUGUGUGAGGAGCGGCACUGCCAGCGUGCCCGGGAGCAGCUCCUCCGGCUCCUGCGCCAGCACCAGCGGCUCCAGGACACCUCCCGGGUCACCGAGAACCUCGGCCACGUACUGCAGAUGCUGGGGGGAGGUCAGACCCCAACCCCACGGGGCUCAGCUCUCGCCCCCCACACCGCUGGGCACCACCAGGUCCCUGAUGUGACUGAGGAGCCUGGGCCAGCCCAUAAGGCGAAGCCAUCCCGCCCCAUGACGCUGCAGGCCCGAACCUGCCCCGCAGCUGUUCUGCGGUCCCAGCUGAGGCACGGGAGCGAGGCCCAGCGUGUGGCAACCCUGAGCCUGCUGGGAGAGCUGGCCCGCUCUGACGCUCCUGUAGCAAGGAAGAAGCUGCCCCAGGUGGUGGCAGCUGUGCAGCUGGUGUGCAACGACCCCAGCGCCCAGGUGCGGAGGGCAGUUCUGGAGUUCAUCUGGGAAUUGCUCAGCUCCGGCUCCCAGAGCUGCUGGCCACGGGAUGUGGUGGGGCACAUCUUCAGCGAGUACAGCCGGAGCUCGGGCAGACUGGCGGCAGGAGGCCUUUUUGCCUGGGAGCCCCAGGAGGACAGAGCUCUUCAGUCCCUGUGCGUGGACAUCCUGGGCUCGCUGGAUGUCACUCGGAGAGGGAUGUCCCAACUCCUGUGGCCCAGGCUGCUGCAGUACGUGGUGCCAGCCCAGUACAGCGGCGUGCUGAUCCCGCUGUCCCGCGGCCUGCGAGCCCUGCUGGAGAGACGGGAGAGAGCGGCAUGUGAGGAAGAGGAGGAGCCCGAUGUUGUGGACUCGCCGGAGCAAGGCAGGAGCCCCAGGGAGUGCUGCUGGGUUUGGAAGGGGCUCAGCCCGGCUGCCGGCUCCCCAGGCGCUGCUGGCUCGAACGCUGGUGAGUAG
Molecule: messenger RNA, 1205 nt
Organism: Columba livia (rock pigeon)
Lineage: Eukaryota; Metazoa; Chordata; Aves; Columbiformes; Columbidae
Product: maestro heat-like repeat-containing protein family member 2B
Exons: 9
Coding region: 276-1205 (309 amino acids)
Cellular component (GO): cytoplasm
Source: RefSeq, a predicted model, not a curated record